Sphenostylis stenocarpa is the source of this 405-nucleotide messenger RNA. The record is from the annotation of a GenBank genome assembly. NCBI's taxonomy places the organism in Eukaryota, Viridiplantae, Streptophyta, Magnoliopsida, Fabales, Fabaceae.
AUGGUGAGAACAGAGGCAGAUAUCUUAGUUGUGAAAGGGCAAUUACAAUCUCACGAUGCAAUGCGAGAACUUGGUGUGUUAGGCAUCAGAUUUGAAUUGAACUUUCCUGUGAGUCCCCACUUUAGAAACAAAUCAUACACUAUUUAUUUCAGUCUCAUACAGCGUGUGCACAUUAUGGGGAGUGCCCAUACAAAAGCUUUAAAUUUAGAUUCACUUAGAUCAAUAUCAUCAUUAGUUUGCAUGCAAAUUUGCAUGACCAAGUUCAUGGAGACAGAAAUUCUAGAGCCCAUGAUUUGGUUUGAGAAAAAGAGACAGGCAAGGGAGUUUGGCAGUGAAAGAAAGAAGCAGAACAAGACUAGGAGGAAUGUUGAGAAAGAUAAAGAGACACUCUUUUUAUCCUGGUAA